AUGUUGCUCAUCGAUAAAAUUGCCAUAACAAAAAUUAAUAUUAGUGAAUUUGGUGACGGUGAAGAAUUCCCGCCAGCCAUCAAACCAUCCCAAUCCUUACCAUCGUAUCAGUCGUCUACAUUCAUCGUGUGGAUUAGAAUUAGACAAGAAAGAAUGCGAUUACUAUUAGCCUUUACUUUGGUGGCGGCUGUCACAGCUGAUGUGUCCCACCUUUUCUCGCAUAGCGAUAACCUUCAGGAUGAUGGAUAUCACUACAAUAAACCAAGCGGUGGAGCAAUUGUAGAUAUCCCGGCUUCCCAUAGACACUCUGCUUCAGCUCCAUCUCAAUCAUAUUCAGGAGCCUCAGGCUAUCAAGGUGCUGCAUCUUAUCACUCUAGCUCAUCUUUUAGCGCUGGAGGAGCUCCUGCAGCCUCAUAUGGAUCGGUUGGGUCUAGUGGCUCUUCUUAUCAAGCAGCUUCAGCGCCUGCUGCUGUUUACUCAAGUGGCUCAUCUUACCAAUCGGCCUCAGCUCCUGCUGCAUCUGGAUCAUAUUCGGGUAGUUCAACAUACUACGCAGGAGCAGCAUCAGCUCCAGCAUCUUCUUACUCAAGCGGCCCCUCCUAUCAAACAUCUUCAGGCACAACACAUGGUUCUAAGUACCAAGCUGCCUCAGCUCCAGCAGCUUCUUAUUCACAUAGUUCGAAUUAUCAAUCCGCUUCAGCACCUGCUUCAUCUUAUUCUACUGCUUCUACCCACCAUGCAGCUCCCUCUGCAUCGUCUUAUCAAGCAGUUUCAGCACCCGCAACUUCUUAUUCACAAGGCGGGUCUCACCAAGCUACUUCUUCUUAUCAUGCCGCUUCUGCUCCUGUCGCCUCGUAUGGGUCAUCUUAUCAAUCUGCUUCUGCUCCCACCGAUUCCUAUUCACAUAGCUCGAGUCAUCAAGCCGCGUCAGCUCCAGUUGCAUCCUAUUCCGGCAGUUCAUCUAAUCGAGUUUCUUCAAAUAUUGGUGGUGCUGGUUCUUUCGCCAGCUCAUCUUCUUCUGCUUCAGUUUCGUCCCGUUUCGGUGCUGGCGCAAAAGAUGAAAGUGGAUACCAUUAUGAGACUCCCAAAACCCCAUUUGAAAGUCGACCGGAACCUGUAAAAGAAUAUUUACCACCACCAGCACCAAAAAGGCCUCCACCUCCACCGCCGCCAGCACCCAAACGUCCUCCACCACCUCCGCCAGCACCUAAACGUCCACCACCACCUCCACCACCACCACCACCAUCUCCACCAAAAGAAUAUCUGCCACCCGCACCAACAAAUAAACCAGCUCCCCCCGCGCGCCCUCCACCACCACCUCCACCAGCUCCAAAACGUCCACCUCCCUCACCACCAAAAGAGUAUCUCCCUCCACCACCAACAAAUAAACCAGCACCACCAGCGCGUCCUCCACCACCACCAUCACCACCAAAAGAAUAUCUUCCACCAUCCUCUGGACCGAAAGGAUACACUUAUCCUAAUGAUCCACAGCCACCUUUCACUUCCUAA
Bactrocera tryoni is the source of this 1509-nucleotide messenger RNA. RefSeq names its product extensin-like. The record is from RefSeq and is a predicted model, not a curated record. NCBI's taxonomy places the organism in Eukaryota, Metazoa, Arthropoda, Insecta, Diptera, Tephritidae. Bases 1 to 1509 code for a protein of 502 amino acids. The transcript is spliced from 3 exons.